AUGAUUACGAAAUUCAUGACCGAGGUCACGGCCAAAUUCAAUCCCUUCUCGACCUGCGCCAAGCCCGCCCGCUUGUUCCUGACGUUUCUCCCGCCGGACGUGCGAAUGAAUGGAACGGCCGUCCAUACGAGUUUACUGCCGAGAAAUUCCCCAGAGAGCAGCUCAUUAAAAGUCAAAUUCAAGGACGGCAAGGAGAUGGACUUCAACUGCUCCAAAAUCAACAUCAAGGGCUUAGUCGAGGAAGUUGACCGUCACUCGCGCCAAUUGCAAAAGGCAGCUGAUCUGUCCGAAUAA
Messenger RNA from Trichoderma harzianum CBS 226.95, 294 nucleotides. RefSeq lists its product as hypothetical. The record is from RefSeq and is a predicted model, not a curated record. Gene Ontology annotation, cellular component: mitochondrial large ribosomal subunit. Bases 1 to 294 code for a protein of 97 amino acids. The transcript is spliced from 2 exons. Gene Ontology annotation, molecular function: structural constituent of ribosome. NCBI's taxonomy places the organism in Eukaryota, Fungi, Ascomycota, Sordariomycetes, Hypocreales, Hypocreaceae.